UGACUCGUGUAACGCGCGGGUGGAUCUAUUGGCUCAGUCCGCCAAUACCAUUCACAGUGCUUAGUCUAGCGUCUAGCGUUUGUUAGCAAAUUCGACGUGUGGAUUUAGGUUUUAGUCACUUCGGCACUGUGAAAGGGAAGAUGCCAACAAAAAGACCUUUGCGCCCGCACCGGCCGCCGCGCCCGCGCCGGUACUCUGAAGAGCCCUAAGUGCCCUAUUUCCAAAGUGCAUGGCAAAGUAAGAUCUUUCUCGAGAUCUCUUUUAUAUAGUUCAGAAUUCAAACAAACUUUUUUGAAGAGUAAGCAGAAUUGGUCUAUCAUUAUGACCCCACAGGACGACACUGCAGCUUAGUCAAGCAUAACAUAAACGCAAGCGUAGUGGAAGCGAAGGGCAACAGGUAUGGAACUCUGAGGGUUCAAUUGGUCCUGCAGUCGAAAACAGACGCACCGUUGUUCAUUAUACUUUGCCGCCAUGCUCAAAAAUGUCGCACAUCAAAGUGGUAAUCCACAAUCCGCGAUGGCGACCAUCAGUUUCGGUAGACGCGGUAAAACAACAAGUCGCUAUAUUCUACCGCUACAACCACAACAGUGAAUCUACAUACAAGAUCUCAGUGAGCGCGGUCACCGACACAAACUGCACGUCAACGUCAAAUGUCGUCGAUAAUUCUAAUGGAGAAUCCAAUGACUCUAAACCCGAUGGCGAAUAUGCUGAUGAUGAGGAGAUACAUGAAGAAGAAAAAACCACGAAGACCCAAGAGUAUACAAUAAUGAAUGAGGCACAGGACAAGAAAGACACACGAGCCUCGAUUAAGGCACAGGACAAGAAUGACGCACAAGACACUGAUGAAGCGACAGACAAGAAUGACGCACAAACCCACAAUGACGCGCUAGACACGAUUGAUGCACAGGAGGUGAAUGAGGCACAGAGCGCGAAGGACAACAAGCAGGAGUCGGGGCAUACCGAGAGUCUCAGAGCAGCAAGGGCAAUGCCAUCAUCGCGCGCUUUGCGCUAUGGUGAUUCCAAACCAAAGCACUGUGAGUAUUGUUGUCCUGGUACAGGCUGCCCCAAGGUGUUCUAUGCUUUGCCGCAACCCCGAGAUUUCAAACCUAUCGACGACGAAUCGAUAUUUACUCGGAGGAAAACAAAAAGAUCGUAUAGUAGACUAUUGCUGAAAAAAUAGCUAACUCGUAAUUAGUGAUAAAGUAGUUGCAAUUAUAAGGUUGUUUGUUAUUUUGAAAAACAAGUUUAUAUUCAAGUGUACCUAAACUAGGUAUCUAGGAAUAUACUCAAUAAGUAUAACUUUAGGACUACCUAGUGUUGGAUAAUGAAAAUUUCCAUUUUGAAAAAUUCAUAUUGUUCCCUUUUUUCCACAUUUCACAGUUGACACCAGUCAAAAGUUGACGAUUCUGAAUUAAUACAAGUUCGAACGUUGAAUUAGAACGUUGCUCAAUCAUUUUAUAUCUCGUCUUACUGUAACUUGUUUUUAACUAUACAUUUUUAUUUCAUAAUUAAUGCUAAAUGUCUCGUAGAGGACAUACGGACUUUAAAUUAAACUAUUUCACAGGUUUAAUUACUGGCUUAAAUGCAAUUUUGAAUUUUAGUAUAAUACGAGAACCGAGCAGAGCGAAGACCGAAAGUGAAUGAAAUUUAUGU
Messenger RNA from Hyposmocoma kahamanoa, 1653 nucleotides. RefSeq lists its product as uncharacterized. Bases 482 to 1180 code for a protein of 232 amino acids. The record is from RefSeq and is a predicted model, not a curated record. Lineage: Eukaryota; Metazoa; Arthropoda; Insecta; Lepidoptera; Cosmopterigidae. The transcript has 3 exons.